Molecule: messenger RNA, 4435 nt
Organism: Xenopus laevis (African clawed frog)
Lineage: Eukaryota; Metazoa; Chordata; Amphibia; Anura; Pipidae
Product: toll-like receptor 12
Exons: 4
Coding region: 602-3412 (936 amino acids)
Source: RefSeq, a predicted model, not a curated record
ACAACUUUUUCCAUAUAGUAUAUUGUUGUUUACUACUUAGGCUGUUUCUAAGAAAGCUAUAAGCAGUUAACUGCAAACCAGGGCAAACACGGGUCCAUAAGGUUGGGAACACCAGCAGACUGUGUGUUAAAACAUGAGAGCAACAUUACACAAACUAAAAACAGAACUGAAAGAAGUCUAACAACAUACACCAACCCUACUUUGAUUUCAGAACAGUUUAAAAGUGAUAUUCCAUCUAAAGCAGAAAUAUUUUGUUCCUACUUUAGGCUAAGUAGGAAGACCUGCAAAGAGAAAGGCUACAAUCAUUUCAGCCACUGAGCUCCUCUUUAUACGGCUACAUCUGGACCUUCCCAUAAAACCAAAAUAUCAUCCACAAACCUGUAGUGUACAACCAAAAGGCUUGAAUGACAGCUGGAGCUUGAAAUGCCUGAGCGCGCUGAAUACCACCCGAUUAGAUGGGACUGAUGCACGAUUCAGUAGAGAGGGUGGCGAUUACACAAGGGUGAUCCUGCACGCGGGGGAGGUAGCACAGACAUCUAGCACUGAUCAUUGAGGUGAAGGUUGGAUACCGAACACGGAGGAGGAAGAUCGAAGAUCGACCAUGGGUUUGUGUCUUAAACGAGAACAUUGGAAGAACAGCUACUAUUUAAUUGUCUGUAUUAUUUUUUUCCUGCCAUCUGUUAUUUUAGGGUGGACUGUAAAAAAAUGCAGUGUUGCAGAUAGUUCUGUGCAACUUCGUGAUCCCAAUUUUGGCAAACGUUGUGCUUUGUAUAAUAAUGCAACUUCCCUGGCCUUGUGUGCUAAUGUUACAAAUAUAACUGCUGACAUAUCAGAUGUUCCCUCAACAAUUGAAAUCCUCUGUCUUUCUGGCAGCAACAAGUUCAUUCAAGGUGGCACCUUUGCUAAUUUUAAGAGGAUCAUAUACUUAUUCAUGAAGAUGCCUUUGGCAGGAAUUUACCCAAAUGCCUUCAAAGGACUGGAUAAUCUGGAAUCUCUCUCAAUCUCAUUUCUUGGCCGUUCAAUGUGCAAUAAUCUCUCUUUACCCACGGAUGUCUUUAGCAAUUUACACUCUUUGAAACAGCUCACCCUAGAAGGAUUUAAAUUGUUCAAAAGCAUGAGAAUCAAUCUGCCUUCUUUUACAUUUCUCUAUUCCCUUGCACUUCCUGCAAACUGCAUCACUGACUUGUUUCAUGUGUUUCAUAUCUUCCAAAACGUUGUCUUUAUACAUAACUUAGAUGUGGGUUCUAACAAAAUCGAGAGUGUCAAUAUUCAGCACAUACAAAAUAUAAGUCUGCCAAACAUAACAGAGCUUGUAUUGGAGAAAAAUCCCUUAAAAGUCAUCCAGCGAAAAGCCUUAGCAAGAUUUGAUAUACGUCUUUUGAAUCUUGGUUUUACAAAGUUACAUUUGGAAGACAUCUUGAACUGUGGAACAGAGAAAUUACAAAGUUUGAGUCUUACUUCUGCCUGUAGGAAUGCAAUUAACAAAACACAUAUUUUGUGCUCAAUAGCGGAUAGAUUUCAGCUCAAAUUACUCAGUGCACCCGUCAACCGAUUCUCUGGAAUUUACACAAAAGACUUUUUAGGUUGCUCUUCUCUUGAAUUCCUCAACUUAAACCAUAAUCAUAUACAUAUUGUAGACCCUGAGUUACUAUACAUAUUGCCAAAGUUAAAACAGCUUCAUUUGUCAUUUACCCUUAUUCCUAUGAAUCUAUGCCCAUUAUCGUAUAAAAAUAAUUUUACAUCAAGUCUAGAAGUGCUGUAUUUUAUUAGCAACAAUAUCCCUGUAUUAAAAAACAGACAAUUCUUUUGCAUGACUAAACUUACAGAUUUAAUUCUAGCUACAAAUGGCAUAGAACACAUUGAAGAAUCCGCUUUUUGGGGGCUGAAUAAUUUGCAAUUAUUAGAUCUAAGAAACAACAAACUUACCUCUUUACAAAUUAGCUCUUUAUCAGGGCUUUCUAACUUAAGGGAACUCUAUAUACAAAACAAUGUGUUGGAAAGUAUCCAAAGAUUCUCUUUAAAAAGGCAAACUAAACUCCGCCUUGUGAAAAUGGACUUUGUGUCUGUUUCUGUUAGUUUUGAACUGUUUCCAAACACAGAGACAUUAGACAUCCAGACAACUGGUAAAUAUAUAACUGUAUAUAUGAAUGACACUGCAGCUUCCUCUUUGAAAUCACUGAGUGUGAAUGGAAGUCAGGUCAUUUUAGAUAUUAAGUGUGGCCAUCCAUUUUUUUCCACCAUAAGGGAACUAAAAUUAUUUACCACUAAUAAAUUAAUUUCAUGCUCUCAUCAUGGCCCCCCGCUGCAGCACUUUAAGAAUCUGACAAAUCUACAAUACCACUUUAGUGGCGUACCUUUGACUGGAAGUGUCAAUUUUUCAAACCUUCCUUAUCUGAUAAGUUUAGAAAUAGAAAACCUUGCGACAGCUCUUGACCCCAAAGUCCCUCAUAACGAUCUUUUCCAUAAACUAUAUAAACUGGAAAUUCUCAAGCUUUCCAAUUGUGGCUUUAAAUACUUCACUGCCAUGCUUUUCAAAGACAUGAUAUCUCUCAAAGUUCUUGUGCUGAAGAAUGAAAUGAUUCUGGCAAUGGACCCAGGAUUACAGAAUAUACUGAGUCCAGUUCAAUUCAUAUAUUUGUAUGAUGUGACAUUUCAAUGUGAAUGUGAAAAUUCUUGGUUUGUUACCUGGGCACUGAAAGACAAACAUACAUUUGUAUCAGGGAUCUGUUCUUUAUUUUGCCUUAAUCUUAAUAAGAAGUAUAACCUGGUGGAUUUUGACGAAAGGAGCUGCAGACUGGAAAUGGGGUUCAUGUUAUUUAUAGUAACAUUAACUUCAUUAGUUUUGUUUAUUGUACUAACUUUGCUCUACAAUAUUUUCAAUUCAGAAAUCAUCCAACUUUUUUACGUGUUUCAAAUUUGGCUAAAGAAGCUUAGGGGUAAAACAAACAACCCCACUGCAUAUGAAUAUGAUGCCUUUGUUUCUUACUGCAGCAGGGAUCAAGGCUGGGUUGUAAAGUACCUUGUCCCUAAUUUAGAAGAAAAGGGAAGAAAUACUGUAAACCUGUGUUUGCACAACAGGGAUUUUCUGGUUGGAAAAGAUAUUGUGGAUAACAUAAUGGACAGUAUCUACAAGAGUAGGAAGACCAUCUGCUUAAUUAGUUACAAUUACUUACAGAGUGACUGGUGCUCUUUAGAAAUGAGGAUGGCCACCUAUAAGUUACUGGCUGAGAAAAACGAUGAUCUGAUUUUAAUAUUUUUGGAAAACAUUUCUGAUUAUCAUUUGUCGGCAUAUCACAGAUUAGCCAGGAUCGUGAGAAAGAAAACGUACAUAGACUGGCCUCAAGAAGAAACCGAGCAAGCUGAAUUCUGGGAGAGGCUGAGAAUGACAGUUCUGGAGACUAUGGAAAAUUAAGCGAACUGUAUGGGGAUAUGCAGUUAUGGCACCUGGAUGGACAAACAUUUCAUAUCCAUGGGUGAUAUAGGGUUUCUCUUAAAUUACAUCAGUCAGGAUUUGCUGGGUUUCAAAAUCUGGACUCUGUGCUGAGUUACUUGUGUACUUACCUGUUGUUGGAGGUCGUUAGUGGUGUCUUAUUCUUAUUGUUCCUGUUAUACUCCUGUCUUCUAUUUUAUCUCUCCGCUCAUCUCAUUAUCCCCAUCUGUAUUUCAUUAUCCAAUCCUGCCCCUUUAUACGCUUGACCUUUGCCCAGUGCUUGGUUAUUAAGCUGAUCUUGCCUCUGGUUCCUGUGUUUUCUGAUCCUGUUCCAAGUUCCUAGUUCUCGUGACCCCCUCUGGUUCCUUGUUCCUGAUUCCAAGUCCUUUUCUAGUUCCUGCCUUGUUCCUGUACCCUUUUGUAUUCCUCCUUGCCCUGCUUUUGGAUUCCCCGGUUCUUAAUCCUGGCCUGUCCCUAGACUUUGCUUGUCUGCCGCCUGCCUCAACUCUUUGGCCUGAUUCUGUACUAUGUCUCUGCCUGCCGCUUUCUACUAUUUCAAGUUUGUACAUACAUUGCGAGCACCAUUACUUCCAUGAGUUUAUUAAAGUAUUCUUUCACCAUUAUCAUGAAUUCUGACCUCAGUAAUGCUGUGUAUGGUUACACCCUGGGUUACCCAGUCUUUAGACUCCCAACUUCCUGGUUCUCCAUGAUGUCUCCCCAGGGAAGAUAUGAUGAUAUGCCUAGAUAACUGCUCUAUCCUGACCCAUGUACUGCUGAGUUGUUAUAGACCUUUAUAUGAUAUUAAUAUACAGCAAUGAUGAAAAAUGAUGUUUCUUGUCUAGUAAAUGCUUAAUUUUGCUGUCAGUGGACCUAAUUUGGCUACAGAGCAUGAAAAAUAGGAAUAGGUUUUGGGUGGACAACCAUCCCUCCAUCAGACCAGUAAAUGUUACCUACUGAUUGGUAGCUAUAGGUUACUAGACCAGUAGCAAACUUAAAGGAUAGGUA